This is a messenger RNA of Erinaceus europaeus (western European hedgehog), 924 nucleotides long. Its product is annotated as olfactory receptor 2A14-like. The record is from RefSeq and is a predicted model, not a curated record. The coding region runs from base 1 to 924 and encodes 307 amino acids. Gene Ontology annotation, molecular function: olfactory receptor activity; G protein-coupled receptor activity. Gene Ontology annotation, cellular component: membrane. Gene Ontology annotation, biological process: G protein-coupled receptor signaling pathway. The transcript has a single exon. NCBI's taxonomy places the organism in Eukaryota, Metazoa, Chordata, Mammalia, Eulipotyphla, Erinaceidae.
AUGGAGACCAACCAGACCUCCUGGAUCACAGAAGUCACCCUGCUGGGAUUCCAGGUCCACCCAGCACUGGAGAUUUUCCUCUUUGGACUGUUUUCUGUCUUCUACACCUUCACCCUUCUGGGCAAUGGGGUCAUCCUGGGGCUCAUCUGCUUGGACCCUAGACUACACACCCCCAUGUACUUCUUCCUCUCCCACCUGGCUGUGGUUGACAUGUCCUAUGCUUCCAACAACGUCCCUAAAAUGCUGGCCAAUCUUGUGAGCCAGAAGAGAACCAUCUCUUUUGUUCCCUGCCUCAUACAGAUGUUUCUGUAUGUAGUGUUUGCCUCAGCAGAGUGCCUGAUUCUAGCGGUGAUGUCCUAUGAUCGGUACGUGGCCAUCUGCCACCCUCUGCAUUACAGGGUCAUCAUUAGCUGGAGGGUGUGCACUGGUUUGGCAGCUGCUUCCUGGGUGUUGAGUUCAGUCCUGGCUCUGGUCCACGUGGUCCUCAUCCUGAGGCUGCCUUUCUGUGGGCCUCAUGUCAUCAACCACUUCUUCUGUGAAAUCCUCUCCGUCCUCAAGCUGGCCUGUGUUGACACAACAGUCAACCACAUUGUCCUCUUUGUUGCUUCUGUGUUUUUCAUCAUGGGGCCCCUGUGCUCAGUGAUGUCCUCCUAUGCUGGGAUCCUGGUGGCCAUCCUCAGGAUCCAGUCUGGGGUGGGCCGGAGAAAGGCCUUCUCCACUUGCUCCUCCCACCUCUGUGUGGUGGGGCUGUUCUUUGGCACUGCCAUGGUCAUGUAUGUUGCCCCCAAGUCCAGUAACCCUGAGGAGCAGCAGAUGAUCCUUUCUCUCUUUUAUAGCUUCUUCAACCCCAUGCUAAAUCCACUCAUCUACAGUUUGAGAAACACAGAAGUCAGAGGAGCUCUGAGAAGGGCACUAUCAAUCUGA